AUGGAAGAUGUUGAAAAUUAUAGUGAAGAUGUUUAUGACAUCAAAUCAUUAAAAAAAUAUAUUUUUAGUCCUAUGUACUUUUUUUCUCAAAAAAUUGGCAUUCCACAACUUGAAUAUAAUGAUAAUUCAAAUAAUAAAAUUAACAAAAUUUUAUUUCCCCUUUCUCUCAUUCCGUUAAUUGGUGCUUUUAUCUAUCAUAUUAUACUAAGCAAAAGUUAUACAUUUUUGACUUUAAAAAGUCUAGAAAAUUCAUUAAUUAAUUUAUCUUUUAUUCAUGCAAUUGUAGCUAUUAUUUUUUAUAACAAUUUAAAAAAUACCAAAUUCUAUUUUAAUUUUAUUAAGUAUUUUAAAGAAUAUAAAGAAAUUCAAUUUUCAUCAUCACAUAAAUUACAAAGAAAUUAUAAAAAAGCUAAAAUUAAAAUUUUUAUCUUUUGGUUUUUAGUUUUUACAACUUUUUUGUAUGACUCAACAAUAAAUUUUAUUAAUUAUGAUAAGAAUUUAAAUAAUCAAUUAAAUUACAAAUUAUCCAUGUUUUAUGGAAAAUCAACAUACAUUUUUGAUAUAUUACUACUUCUGUAUUCUAAAAUAGUUAUUGUUAUUUCCGCUUCAAUUUACUCUGGUAUUUAUGGGAUUCUUUAUUAUGAAACAGAAGUUUUUAACAAUGAAACUCAACAUGUUAUAGAAAAAACAUUUUCAACAAAUUUUUCUGAUAAACUUGAUUUAAUAUCAUUAAAACAUUCUAAAUUAUAUAAAUUAAUAACAUUUUCACAUCAAAUAAUUGGAAAAUAUACUGAUUUUGCUAUUUUUAAUUGUACAACAAUGAUUAUUUUUGGUAUAUCUGUUUAUAGAUAUUAUUCUUCAACUUUAUCAAAUAUUUUUAUUACAAUACAAUAUAUUUUACCUAUAAUUUGUAUAAUAUAUCUUGAAAUUAUUAUUCUCCUACCAAUAUGUUUAAUGGAAAAAAAUCUUCAAAAUAUAAAAAAUAAUAUUAUUAAUACUUCACAAAUAUGGGAAACUAAACAUUCACUAUUACAUGGAACAGCAUUAUCAAUUGUAACAAGAUGUGAUCAUUGUGACUAUCAUGGUUUACUUAUUGGUUUAAUACCAUUUAAUGAUAAAACAAUUCCAAUUUUACUUUUAAUUAUUGUAAUUUUAUCUUCAUUACUUGGAAAACAAUUUGAUGAAGAAGUUUCAGCAGAAGGAAAAGUAGCUGUUGUUACGGGAGCUUCUAGUGGUAUUGGAAAAUGUAUUGCUGAAGAUUUAAAUAAAAGAGGUGCUAAAGUUUAUAUGGUAUGUAGAAAUAAAGAAAAAGCUGAUAAAGUAGUAGAAGAAUUAUCUAAUAAUGGUUGUGAUAAGUCUAGGUUACGUGUCAGAAUUGCUGAUAUGACUGACUUAGAAAGUGUUCGAAGAUUCGCACAUAUGUUUAGAGAUGAGGAACCAACACUUGAUAUUUUAAUAAAUAAUGCUGGUGUUCUUGGAGAUGGAAGUUUUGUAUUGACAAAAGAUGGUCAUGAGUUAAUAUGGCAAGCUAAUUAUUUAGGUCAUUUUAUGUUAACUGAAUUACUUAUUUCACAACUAAGACAUGCAAGAAAUGGAGCAAGAAUUGUUAAUGUUUCAUCAAUGUUAUAUAAAAAUUGUAAUAAAGACGAUAUUACAAAAGAGGUAAUUAAUGAUGAAAAAAAAUAUAGAUGUAUGAUUGCUUAUUCACGAUCAAAAGCUGCUCAAGUAAUGCAUGCAAGAUAUUUAUCAAAAAUACUUGCUGAACAAGAUAUUCAUAAUAUUACUAUUAAUGCUGUUCAUCCAGGAGCUGUUCAUACAAAUAUUACUCAUACAUCCAUAUUUAGUAGUCCACUUAUACAAAUAUUUUUUGCCCCAAUAUUUUGGAUAUUUUUUAAAACAGAAAAAGAUGGUGCAAUGUGUCCAUUAUUUGCAGCAUUGUCUGAAAGUUUAAAUGGUGUAACUGGAAAAUAUUUUUCAGAAUGUAAAGAAGAAACAUUAACACCAUUAGUAUUAGAUGAUGAAGCAUGUAAAGAUUUAGUUCCACAAAAUACCAAUAUUUCUUUUUUACUAACAUAUCACAAAAAUAUUAUCAAUAUUUCACCAAAUAAUUUUACACUAACACCUGAAGAUAAUAUUAAAUUAAUAAAAGUUGAAGGAAUUAAUCUUAAAAGUAUAAGUUAUGUUAAUGUAACAGUUUUUCAAAAUAAUUCUACAAAUAAUGAUUCUGGUAAAAUUAUUAAUGAAUCAUUUCUUCGUAUUAGAAUAUUCCAAUCAUCUACGAUUGAAACAUUAGUUAUUGUAAGUGGAUGGAUUUAUUUUGCUAUGUGGAGUUUUUCAUUUUAUCCACAAGUUUUUCUUAAUUUUAAACGUAAAUCUGUUAUUGGUUUAAAUUUUGAUUUUCUACUUAUAAAUAUUAUUGGAUUUAUCUGUUAUGCAAUAUAUAAUAUAUUUAUGUUUUGGCAUCCUAUAAUUGAGGAACAAUAUCAACAAAAAUAUGAAAGAAGUCUUAAUCCUGUACUUUUAAAUGAUGUCAUAUUUUCUAUACAUGCUCUUUUUAUUAGUACAGUAGUUAUUAUUCAAUGUUUUUUCUUCGAAUCAGGCAAACAAAAAAUAUCUUAUACUUGUUAUGUUUUUAGUUCAAUUUUAAUUAUAACAGGAAUUACUUCAAUAUAUUUACCCUUAAAUAAUAUAAUUAAUUGGUUAGAAUAUUUAAACAUUUUAUCAUAUAUAAAAAUGGCAACAACAUUAUCAAAAUAUAUUCCACAAAUAUUAUCCAAUUACAAAAGAAAAUCAGUAAAAGGGUGGUCUGUAGGUGUUGUAGUUUGUGAUUUUGCUGGAGGUUUAAUGGCAAAUAUUCAAAUGAUUCUUCAAGCAAUAAAUACUAAUGAUUGGACAGGUUUUCUAGGUAAUCCAGUGAAAUUUGGUCUUGGAUUUUCUUCAAUGCUUUUUGAUAUUGUUUUUUUAAUACAAAACUUUUAUUUAUAUCCUAAAAAAACUAUAAAAAAUAUUGAAGAUCUUUAUUAUACUACUGAAAUAAAUGAACCAGAUACUGCUGAAUCAAGUUUAGCUUCUUCAAUAGCUUCUAAUUUAACAUUUAAAUUGUAA
Molecule: messenger RNA, 3105 nt
Organism: Strongyloides ratti
Lineage: Eukaryota; Metazoa; Nematoda; Chromadorea; Rhabditida; Strongyloididae
Product: Dehydrogenase/reductase SDR family member on chromosome X
Exons: 6
Coding region: 1-3105 (1034 amino acids)
Biological process (GO): L-cystine transport
Cellular component (GO): lysosomal membrane
Molecular function (GO): L-cystine transmembrane transporter activity
Source: RefSeq, a predicted model, not a curated record